AUGGAUCGCUCGAGAUACACGAGUUUGCCCUCAGCAGCGCCGCCUACCUGGGCAUCUGGAGAUGCACGUAGCAACCUCGCCGUUCAACCUGCAGCAAAUGCGGGAAGUAUCAAGCUCAAGAAGAACGCCGUCAAGAUGGUCGGGGCUGCUGGGCCCAUACCUGUUGCUCCAUCGCGACCUGCAGCUUCUACCCAACCAGUGACAUCCUCCCCCGCUCAAGGCUCAGUCAAAGCGGAGCCCAAGGCCACUGAAGGACAAACGAAUGCUAGAGCCAUUCCUGAACCAAAGGCAGCUUCAGCCCAGAAAGGGAACCUGGCAUCUUCUACGACUACGAUUACUCCAAAGGCGGCUCUGUUACAGAGGGAGGACGUCAAGUUCAAGAGCGAUGCCUUCGAAGAGUCUGCCAUGGACGCACUCUAUGCUCACCUGAACAGCAAGACUGUCCUUGCCCCCCGUACUCCCGUAGGCAGUACCUCAUCAAGGCCCGAUCAAGCCAAGUUUUCAUUCCGCGAUCGACUUGGGGAAGCUAAGGCGGACAAGAUCAAGACUGAUAAUGCAGAGGCUGAGCAGGCAGAAGCCGAGAAGGCGGACAACAAGAAGACUGAUGGCGACAAGCUUACGGUAAUGACACAAGAGGAGCUGGAGAGUGCGUACAUGCGCAAGGCCAGUGAGUACAUUCAGACUCUACCAGAUAGCAAUGAGAACGCGGCCAGUCUUAUCAAGGCCAUGUCGAGAAAACUGCGCAGCUCGUAUACACCAGAGGUCAAGAUGGAUGUCGAAAAGAACGAUCUCAUCAAGGCACGUCUAGCCUUCGCUGUCGCCAACGACAUCAAUAAGAUAUUAAAGAAGCGCCCAGAGCAGCCACGUACACCGGACUCCAUCAAACAGACGCUCAAGGAUGCGGAUGGAGAUUUUCUCAGGCUGUGUGCUAAACUUGUAGAAGAGGGUUACGUAUCCCUAGAGACACUCGCCGAAGUAUCUGGUAUUGUCGCAACCAUGCGCAACGUCCUUCCUGAGGCAGAAUCAUCUAUCGCUGGGGCUAUCAAAGCGCCCCCUAUGGCAACACCUCCUGUUGCAUCGAGUGCUGAGAACAGCAAGCCUGUCUCUAAGACCCCGGUUAACAACAUGAAAGGAUGGCCGACCCAGGAGAAGCGCGAGAAUCUGGCUGCUCAUCGCACUUGCAUCCUGAAAGGAGUUGCAGGCACCACCAGCAUCAACCAACUGCAAGCUCUGGUGUGGGGUGGCAAGCUUGAGUCCAUUUCUGUGCCAGAAUCGGGCUCUUCCAAUGCUCUCGUCAAGUUCCUUACACCCGAGGCGUGUGAGAAGUACCACAAGGCCACUGCGAAUGGUAUCGAGGUCGUUGGCGAUAUCAAGAAGACGGUCGUGUUCGUCGAGAAGGCCGAGGGUCCAAACUCUAUCAACGAUGUCAUUCGUAACUGCAUCGACGGCGAUGCAUCGCGCUGUGUGCGAGCUAUUGGUGCCGACAAGUAUAGCGACAUGGCACUCAUGAAGCUCGCCCGGGGCAAGAGCGUCAACAAACGUGAUGUCGACCGCAUCAAGAGCGGAAAGACUGCUCGUGGUCAUCCGUAUGUUGAGUUCCGCUUCUCCAAUAUCUACCACGCUCUUAACUUUAAGCGCGAGCUUAUGGAUAACGAGGACUGGGAGCACUGUAGCAUUAGCUACGCCCUUGAUCCAUGUGAAUUGGCCAAGGGCAUCCAUUACAAGGAUGAAGAUGAGGAGUAG
This is a messenger RNA of Alternaria atra, 1743 nucleotides long. RefSeq lists its product as uncharacterized. Bases 1 to 1743 code for a protein of 580 amino acids. The record is from RefSeq and is a predicted model, not a curated record. The transcript has 4 exons. Lineage: Eukaryota; Fungi; Ascomycota; Dothideomycetes; Pleosporales; Pleosporaceae.